UAUGACAUCAAUCAAUUCACUCACAAACUUUCUCUACACUUUUUACUCACUUUUCCUUAAUCGAAACAACCUCACUUUUCACUCACUUUCCACUCACUUUCCACUCACUUCCCCUUUUCCAAUCCAAACAAAGCCUGAGUGUCGUAACCAAGUUUACUACGACCCAAGUUGCAAGCAAUGAUGUGACAGCAAUAGCCUCUCUCCUUUGAUGCUCUCGUCACUUGACCAUAACUAAAACAACAAAUUCCACUGCUCAAAUAUUAGGACUUAGGAGUUAAUUAAAGAAAACAAGAAAGCAGGGUAUUAAUUUUAUUAAAGAGUUUAAAGAGGAUGAGCAGCAACUCAGGAAAAGUGGUGUGCGUGACUGGUGCUUCUGGUUAUAUUGCUUCAUGGAUCGUUAAAUUCCUUCUCCAGCGUGGUUACACUGUCAGGGCCACUGUUCGCGACCCAAGUAAUCCCGAAAAGGUUGAUCACCUUCUUAAACUUGAUGGUGCUAAGGAGAGGCUACACCUCUUUAAGGCAGAUCUCCUUCAAGAAGGUUCCUUUGACUCUGUUGUUGAGGGCUGUGAUGGUGUCUUUCAUACUGCUUCCCCCGUUCAUUUCGCUGCCAAGGACCCACAGAGUCAAUUAAUUGAUCCAGCGGUGAAAGGAACUCUUAACGUUUUUAAAUCAUGUGCAAAAUCCACUUCUGUGAAACGAGUUGUCUUAACGUCUUCUGUUGCUGCCGUUUUAUAUAAUGGAAGACCACGAACUCCCGAGGUCGUAGUUGAUGAGACUUGGUUUUCAGAUCCAAAUAUCUUAAGGGGACUUGAGAGGUGGUAUGCAUUUUCAAAGACUGUGGCAGAGGAUGCUGCUAGAAAUUUUUUUAGCGAAUACGACAUUAAGUUGGUUAUUAUUAACCCUGCAAUGUGUGUAGGCCCUCUCUUGCAACCAGAGCUUAACGCAAGUUCUGCUUCAAUUUUAAAUCUAAUCAAUGGUUCACCAACGUUUCCAAAUACUACUUUUGGUUGGAUCAACGUGAAAGAUGUUGCAAAUGCGCAUGUUCAGGCGUAUGAGAUUGCUUCCGCUAGUGGAAGAUAUUGUCUAGCUGAAAGAGUGGCACACUUUUCCGAAAUUGCAAAGAUUUUACGGGACAUGUACCCAACUUUACAAAUUUCAGAUAAGUGCGAAGACGAUGAACCAUUUAUGCCAACAUUUCAGGUUUCCAAAGAAAAGGCAAAGAGCUUGGGAAUUGAAUUUAUUCCCUUGGAAGUAAGCCUAAGGGAGACAGUUGAAAGUUUAAAAGAAAAGAAGUUUGUUGACUUCUAGUUCGUGAUAUACUGAUAUCUCCUUCAAGAAUAAAUAUUGAUAACCAUAAUAAGGAGGAAUUAUUUAUGCGAAAUUAGGCUUGUAUUGUGGAAAUUUUUAUAUUUGAUAUUUGAGGGAGAAAAUGAGACAUUUUAAGUGUGGUGGCUUGAAUUUGAAUAAAGCAAACAGUUGGAUUUAUUUCAAAUUGAUGACUGGUCAUUAAUGGUGAUUUGCUUUCUCAUGUUUAA
Molecule: messenger RNA, 1535 nt
Organism: Cajanus cajan (pigeon pea)
Lineage: Eukaryota; Viridiplantae; Streptophyta; Magnoliopsida; Fabales; Fabaceae
Product: phenylacetaldehyde reductase
Molecular function (GO): oxidoreductase activity, acting on the CH-OH group of donors, NAD or NADP as acceptor
Source: RefSeq, a predicted model, not a curated record